Molecule: messenger RNA, 1057 nt
Organism: Schistocerca piceifrons (Central American locust)
Lineage: Eukaryota; Metazoa; Arthropoda; Insecta; Orthoptera; Acrididae
Product: insulin-like growth factor-binding protein-related protein 1
Exons: 5
Coding region: 229-1011 (260 amino acids)
Biological process (GO): regulation of signal transduction; regulation of cell growth
Cellular component (GO): extracellular region
Molecular function (GO): insulin-like growth factor binding
Source: RefSeq, a predicted model, not a curated record
GUAAAUACGGAAUCCGUGGCGGAGCGGCGAGGGAAAAACGCUACCGCUCGGCUGUCAGCGCGCCGACGAGAGGCGGCCCCCACGCGCCCUCCCUCGCACGCACACACACACACACAGCCCGAGCCGCGCCGCUAUAUAUACGAGGCGGGCGCGCCCACGCGACAGACGGGCGCCGGCAGCAGCAGCGGCAACAGCAGCAGCAGCAGCAGCACGCGCGACGCACCGACGAUGCAGCUCCUGGUGAAGGCGACGGCGCUGGUGGUGCUCCUGGUGGCCACGGCGGGUGCGGGGGCGGCGCCGGUGCACGACGGCGACCGCUGCCCGGACAAAUGCGACACGGCGCUGUGCCCCCGGUCGGAGGCGGCCUGCCCCCGGGGGCUGGUGCCCGACCCGUGCGCCUGCUGCCCCUCCGGGCUCUGCGGCCUCGAGGAGGGCGAGCGCUGCUUCGACCCCCGGGUCACGCCAAAGAAGUUCGACAGGUUCGGCCAGUGCGGCGACGGGCUCGUCUGCAAGUCCCGCCACGACCUCACCUUCCGGGAUGAGCCUGAGUCUCUGUGCAUGUGUAAAGAUUCACGUGAAGCAUGCGGGACAAAUAACAGGACAUAUGACUCCAUUUGUCAGUUGAAAGCAGAUGCUAGUAAAUUUGAAGAGCAACCCUCAAUUCGACUAAAACACUGGGGACCUUGUGAAAGUGCUCCAUGGAUCACUUCAGGACCUGAAGAUGUAGUAGUGCCAUUAAACUCUGGCUUAUCACUUGACUGUGAAGCUAAAGGUUAUCCGGUACCAUCUAUCCACUGGGAAUUCAAGGCUGAAAAUGGCUCUGUCAGGCUACUGCCAAGUGAUGACCUGUAUGUAGCAGUACAAGUACGUGGUGGUCCAGAAUCUUACAUGGAAACAUCUUGGGUACAAAUUGUUGAUCUACGUAAAUCAGAUGCUGGGACAUACACCUGCAUUGCAGUCAAUUCUGAAGGAAUGGCCAGUGCUUCAGCAAAAGUUACAAUUCAUGGAUAGGAGAAGCUGAAGAAUAAACCAUCUAACAAAGUAAAAAAAAAAAAAA